Cucurbita pepo subsp. pepo (vegetable marrow) is the source of this 800-nucleotide messenger RNA. The record is from RefSeq and is a predicted model, not a curated record. NCBI's taxonomy places the organism in Eukaryota, Viridiplantae, Streptophyta, Magnoliopsida, Cucurbitales, Cucurbitaceae.
UGGGUGGGUGGGUGGUGUAGAGACUCCAAGCAGUCAGUAUCAUCUUGGUUGAAUUUUGAGGCCACACAAGAGUCAACAUGCCUCCAACACCGCAGAAGAGAUAUCAUUUCUAUACCAUCUCAUCAUGCCUUCAUCAAUCUUCUCCAACUUUUGCUCUCUUUCUCUACUCCUUUUUAUAAGUUCUGGUGAAACAGGAUUGAAGUCGAGUAAUAUGGCGAUGGCGAUGGCGAUGGCGAUUGAAGAUGAGGAUUACACGGCUCUUUUACCGUUUGGACUUACGUCGGGUAUCAUCGGCAGCUUCAUUCCUGAAUGUCGUGUCUCUCUCCCUACUGUUGAAGACAACUCACCUGCUGCCUACAUCAAUGCCCACAACGCUGCUCGUGCCCAAGUUGGUGUUGGUCCUAUCAAAUGGGAUGAGAAGCUGGCAAAUUAUUCACAACAACAUGUCAAUGAACGCAUCAACGACUGCAAAUUGGUGCACUCCGGUGGGCCUUAUGGGGAGAAUCUUGCAUGGGGAAUGCCCGACUUGACAGCCACCAACGCAGUCAAGCUAUGGGUGGAUGAAAAGCAAUUCUAUGACUAUGCCACCAAUUCAUGUGAUUCUGGCAAGGUGUGCGGCCAUUAUACACAAGUGGUAUGGCGAAACUCGAUAAGAAUUGGAUGUGCAAGAGUAGAGUGCAACAAUGCCCGCGGUGUACUCAUUACGUGUAACUAUGACCCGUAUGGCAAUGUUGUUGGUCAAAGACCAUAUUGAAUGAUAUUAUCAGAAAAAUGAAACGUUAAUCUUGGUUGAGAAAUAA